AACCAAUAGACAGAUGGAAGUUGAACUUGUCUUGAAAAUUUUAACUGUAUCUUUCUCCUUUAUCGUCAGCACGUUGUUCUUUCUUUGUUGGAAUUCGAUAAGAAGACAUAAAUAUUGGAAAGACAAGGGACUUAUUUAUGACACGCCUCUUCCAUUACUGGGAUCUCUACUGCCGCUGUUUACAAAACCUGCCCAUGAUGUGGAACUUGAAAGAUAUGAAAAAUACGGUAAACUUUACGGGCAUUACGAAGGGAAUAUUCCAGUUAUAUCAGUAGGAGAUCCAGGAUUAUUGAAGGACAUAUUGGUCAAGGAUUUCCAUGCUUUUACAGGACGAAGGAACUUCGAAACUGGAAAUCCAAUUGUAGAUAAAAUGGUUUCCCUUUUGAAAGGUGAAGAUUGGAAGCGCAUUCGGACUAUUAUCUCCCCCACUUUUUCUACUGGGAAAAUUAAAAAGAUGGUAGAUAUUUUCAAGGAUUGCUCGAAGACCUGUGUGAAUAAUUUUAAAGAGUUAGCAAAAGACGGGACGCCUGUUGACGUUAAGAAAUUUUACAGUGCUUUUGCAAUGGACGUUAUUGCAAGCUCGGCUUUCUCCAUCAAACUUGACUCCCAUAACGAUCCGGAAAACAAAUUUGUGAAAGCAGCACGAGAUGUUCUGACUACGAAACUCAGCUGGAGAAUCGUUAUUUUUCUUAUGUUGCCGCAGUUGAUGAGAUUUUUCAAGAUAUGUCUUUUUCCACCCAGUGGAAUUAAUUUUUUUAGAGAUGCUUCUCUGGAAAUGAUCAAGGAAAGAAAGCAAACAGGAAAGACUAAAAAUGAUCUUCUGCAACUCUUGAUGGAUACUUCAAAAGAAGUUCAAGAGCAAGAAGAAAAUCCAGUCAACGAGAGCUUGACUGCUAAUUAUGCAAAAGAAGAGGGAAAUGUUACAGCGUUUAGGAAUGUUAGUAAAAAAGCUCUUUCCCACGACGAACUCGUUGCGCAAUGCAUUAUUUUCUUUCUUGCUGGAUACGACACCACAGCGUCAACUAUUUCUUUUGUUACCUAUUUGUUGGCUCUCAAUUCGGAUGUACAGGAGAAAUUGAUUGCUGAGAUAGAUAAAGUACUCAAAAAUACUCACGGAGAAAUUACAUAUGAAGCCAUCCAGGAUAUGAGAUAUUUGGACAACGUCAUUUCCGAGACCUUGCGUCUCUACUCACCAGUAAUAAGGUUUGAAAGAUUGGCAACUGAAGAUUACCUUUUAGGAGACACGGGAAUAACCAUUCCAAAGGACAUGACUGUAAUAAUUCCUACUUAUGCUAUGCACAGAGAUCCCGCAGUUUUUCCUAAUCCAGAAAAAUUUGAUCCCGAAAGAUUCAAUUCUGAGGAGCGAGCAAAGCGGAGUCAGUACUCUUAUAUGCCUUUUGGAGCAGGUCCUAGAUAUUGUAUAGGCAUGCGAUUUGCACUCAUUCAAAUUAAGGUUUGCCUUGCUCACAUUCUCAGCAACUUUAGAAUCAAAAAAUGUCCUCAAACGCAGGUUCCUUUGGAGUUUUAUAUUGGUCAACAGCUUCUUCAACCUAAGAAUAUUAUUGUUGAAAUGGAAAUCAGAAAUAAACGGAUUGGUGCCGUCAGAAACAUGGAAGUAAUUCAACAUUUGCUCGGGCCAAUCCUCGCCCCAUUUAUUUUAGGAUUAACCACAAUAUUUUUACUCUAUUGGCUAACUACGAGGGGACACAAUUACUGGAAAGAAAGAGGAGUCGUCUACGAUGAGCCUCUCCCUUUUUUUGGAUCUCUCUGGCGAGGGUUUACAAAGCAAGCCCAAGAUGUUGAAAUAGAAAGAUAUAAGAAAUAUGGACGAAUAUAUGGGCAUUUCGAAGGAUCUCGGCCUGUUAUAUCAGUUGCAGAUCCGGCCUUGCUGAGGAACAUAAUGGUUAAAGACUUCGCAUCUUUUUCACAACGAAGAAGAUUCCUGAUUGGCGAUAAACUUUUCGACAGCAUGGUUUCUAUACUCACAGGAGAAGAUUGGAAAAGAGUUCGCACAGUUAUCACCCCUACAUUCACAACAGGAAAGAUAAAGAGGAUGGUGAAAAUUUUCAAGGAAUGUGCACAAACAUGUGUUGAUAACCACAAAGUUUACGCAGAACAAGGAAGACCUGUUGACUUAAAAAAGAUUUAUGGUGCUUUUACGAUGGACAUCAUUGCAAGCUCUGCUUUUUCAACUAAGCUCGAUUCCCAUAAUGAUCCAGAAAACAAAUUCGUUAAAGCUGCGAGAGACGUUUUUACUAGGAACCUUAGCUGGAGAUUCGUUCUUUUCUUUUUGUUCCCUCAAUUGAUGAAAUGGCUUGGUAUCAGUAUUUUCUCACCAAAAGGAAUGCGUUUUUUCCAAGAUGUCACACUCCAAAUCAUAGAAGAGAGGAAGAGAACCGGAAAGAAAAGGAAUGACUUUCUACAACUGUUGAUGGAUACUGCAGAUGAAGUACAGGAACAAGAUAAACAAGAAGUUGAGAAAGAGGAUUUGACAGAAAAUUAUGGAAAAGAUGAUACCCAACAUCAGAUUUUUAAGAGUGUCACCAAGAAGUCUCUUUCUUACGACGAACUCAUAGCAAAUUGCGUUGUUUUCUUCCUUGCUGGAUAUGACACCACGGCCUCUACUUUAUCUUUCGCCAGCUACUUACUAGCUAUCAACCCAGACGUCCAAGAAAGGUUAAUUGCUGAAAUAGACGAAGCAUUAAAAACCUCUAAUGGGGAAAUUACUUAUGAAUCUAUCCAAGAAAUGAAAUGUUUGGACAAUGUGAUUUCAGAAACUUUGAGGCUAUAUUCACCAGCUGUGAGGUUGGAAAGACUUGCAGAACAAGACUACGUUCUUGGAGAUACAGGAAUAACCAUACCGAAAGAUAUGAUAGUCACCAUUCCUACUUCUGCCAUGCACAUGGAUCCGGAGUUUUUUCCAAAUCCUGAGAAAUUUGAUCCUGAUAGAUUUAGUGCCGAGGAAAGAGCCAAGAGAGACCAGUAUACAUACAUGCCUUUUGGAUCCGGACCCAGAAACUGCAUCGGCAUGCGAUUCGCCCUCAUGGAAAUCAAGGUGUGCCUCGCGUAUAUCCUCAGCAAUUUCAGAAUAAAGAAAUGUCCACAAACUCAGGUACCUCUGGAAUUUUAUGUUGGACAGCAGCUUCUGCAGCCUAAGAACGUUUCUGUUCAGAUGGAAAUCAUGAAAGACGGCAUCAGAAUGGUGAAAAUUUUCAAAGAAUGUGCAAGAACAUGUGUUGAAAACUUCAAAGUUUACGCGGAACAAGGAAAACCGGUUGACUUAAAAAGGAUUUAUGGUGCUUUUACAAUGGACAUCAUUGCAAGUUCUGCAUUUUCAACAAAGCUGGAUUCCCAUAACGACCCAGAAAACAAAUUCGUCAAAGCUGCAAGAGAUGUUUUUACUAGGAACAUAAGCUGGAGAUUAGUUCUUUUCCUUUUGUUCCCUCAAUUGAUGAAAUGGUUUAGAAUCAGUAUUUUUCCACCCAAAGGAAUGCGUUUUUUCAAGGAUGUCACGUACGAAAUCAUAAAAGAGAGGAAGAGAACUGGAAAGAAAAGAAAUGACUUUCUGCAACUGUUGAUGGACACUGCAGAUGAAGUAGAAGAACAAGAUAAACAGGAAGUUGAUAAAGAGGAUUUGACAGAAAACUAUGGCAAAGAUGAUACCAACCAUCAAAUUUUUAAGGGCGUCGCUAAGAAGUCUCUUUCUUACGACGAACUCAUAGCAAACUGUGUUAUUUUCUUCCUUGCUGGAUAUGACACCACGGCCUCUACAUUAUCUUUCGCAAGCUACUUAUUGGCUAUCAAUCCAGAUGUCCAAGAAAGGUUGAUUGCUGAAAUAGACGAAGCAUUAAAAGCCUCUAAUGGGGAAAUUACUUAUGAAUCUAUUCAAGAAAUGAAAUGUUUGGACAACGUGAUUUCUGAAACUUUGAGGCUAUACCCACCAGCUGUAAGGUUGGAAAGACUUGCAGAACAAGACUAUGUCCUAGGAGAUACAGGAAUAACCAUACCGAAAGAUAUGAUUGUCACCAUUCCUUCUUGCGCCAUGCACAUGGAUCCAGAGUUUUUUCCUAAUCCUGAGAAAUUUGAUCCUGAUCGAUUCAGUGCGGAACAGAGGGCCAAGAGGGACCAGUAUACAUACUUGCCUUUUGGAUCCGGGCCCAGGAACUGCGUCGGCAUGCGAUUUGCCCUCAUGGAAAUCAAGGUGUGCCUCGCGUAUAUCCUCAGCAACUUCAGAUUAAAGAAGUGUCCACAAACUCAGGUGCCUCUGCAAUUUUACAUUGGACAGCAGCUUAUGCAGCCUAAGAAUGUAUCUAUUCAGAUGGAAAUUAGGAAGGACGGUAUCAGAGCGCGAUAGAGCUCACUCUU
Uloborus diversus is the source of this 4365-nucleotide messenger RNA. RefSeq lists its product as uncharacterized. The record is from RefSeq and is a predicted model, not a curated record. NCBI's taxonomy places the organism in Eukaryota, Metazoa, Arthropoda, Arachnida, Araneae, Uloboridae. Gene Ontology annotation, molecular function: oxidoreductase activity, acting on paired donors, with incorporation or reduction of molecular oxygen; steroid hydroxylase activity; iron ion binding.